GUUAUUCGUAUAGUUUUUCAUGUAGCUCCCUAAAGUGGAAAGAUUAAUUUCACACUUUAAAAUGGGAACACUGAUCCCAUCCUGAGAAAUUCCUAGGUCAAAUCAACCCAACAAAUAAAAUGAUGAAUUCUCAUUUUGCCUUGAAGCUCAAGCCACAACCUCCAGAUGCUCCUCUCCCACGCUUUUGUUCUAGCGCCACUUCUUAUACCCCAUUUUGUUCCUUCAACUGUUCUAACAAUAUUUCACCAUUUCAGAAAAAAAAAAAAAUCAUUAAAUCCGCCAUGACAUCGUUCAAAUCUCAUAGCUUUUUGAUCUUUUCAUCCCUUCAUUACCAACUCAGCCAUGCAACCACCGGCUCCGCCAUCUUAAUUACUCUUAUUCUAAUCCUCCUCCCAAACUCCGCCGCCGCACAGAAUGCAGCUCUUCCAUCAUCUCCACCGCAGGCACCUUCGAAAUCCGACGGCUUCUCUUUUGAUCCGAAACUUCGGUUCACUCCCUCCAUGGGCAUCAUUUUAGUCUGCCUCCUUAGUGCUUUUUUCAUAAUGGGUUGCGUCUCCGUCUCCAUCCGUCAUUGUUCUCAGCAUCACCCGGCCGACGAAUUCUUAAGAGAAGACCGGCCACUCGGCGGCUCUCGGCGUCGGACCGGCCGCCCUGCUCCGCUGGCUCGUGGGCUGGACUCUUCUAUCGUAGACGGAUUUCCCAUCUUUAAAUAUUCAGAUGUUAAGGAGCUCAGGAUACGAAAAGGAGCCCUUGAAUGCGCCAUUUGUUUGAAUGAAUUCGAAGAUGAGGAAACGCUGCGUUUAAUUCCGGAUUGCAGCCAUGUUUUCCAUCCCGAUUGCAUCGAUGCAUGGCUUGCGUCCCACGUAACUUGCCCCGUUUGUAGAUCCAAUCUGGACCUUAUUCACGGUCAUGAUGAUCAAGUUCAAGAUGAUGAUCAUGUUGUUGUUCCGGAUCCGGAUCCGGAGAUUAACGGGUCGGUUCUUCAGUUACCUGACUCAGUUCCAACCCAAGGUCUGAGUAACCCGACGCAAGAAACUAGUAAUUUGGGUGUUCAUAUCCAUAUCGGUUCACCCGAGCUGGUCAACCAGUGCCAAACCGCCGCUCGAAAUUUCCCGAAAUUACUCCAAGUUGAUGGGAAAAUCCCACGGUCUUACUCUACCAGUCAUGCGUUGGUUCAACCGGAUAAAAAUUGCGAGAGAUUUACUCUAAGAUUACCGGAGGAUGUACAUACCCGGCUGAUUAACUCGGAGUUAAGUCGGGCGAAGAGUUGUGUGUCAUUUACUCGAGUUAGGAGUUCGACCAAAGGGUUUAGGAGAAUUGAUAGUGGAGGGGGGACACGGGUUGAUUCUAAAAACCGAGGGCGGUUAGGCCGGGUAGUCCGUUCUGAGGACUUUACUUAUCCAAUUAAUCCAGCGUUCUUUUCAAGUGCAAGUCCAACGGUGGCAGGAAUAAGUGAAGAAAAACCAACGAAAACUAGCUUAAGGAACUUGUUACGGCCCCCUAAGAGUCUAGAGUGUUUAUUUAGUGCGACGGAAGAAAAACAAUUUGAUGGUGAAAGAUCGUUUAAUAGACUAAGACCAGAUGAUAGUUUGGUAUAGAAUAUUGAACCAUUCGACUUUACAUAUGAUUGUUUGUUGGUGCUAUAAUUUGCAUGUUAUACGUAAAACGUUAUAAAUUAACAGUUUUACGAAUGAGUUAUAACGCUGAAUUUUUUGAUUUUACUUUUUCUUCUCGGUAAAUGGUGAACGAUCAAUUUUGCAAAUUGUACACACUUUCAUCUUCAGAAAGGUAAACAAUUGACGAAAUGAAAUUGGAAUUUGCAUGGUGUUUUCCGGACAUUUCCGUCAAUGACUGAUGCGUUUAUAGAGAGUUGUAUUCAGUUGUAACCAAGCCC
This is a messenger RNA of Oldenlandia corymbosa var. corymbosa, 1894 nucleotides long. The record is from the annotation of a GenBank genome assembly. NCBI's taxonomy places the organism in Eukaryota, Viridiplantae, Streptophyta, Magnoliopsida, Gentianales, Rubiaceae.